AUGCGGAUGCGAUGGCAUCGUUUACUUGGUCAACUAAGACGUCAGCGUGCAGCAAAGUGUAUUGCUAAAGCUGUUUGUAACUGGUUCGGCGUCAAAGGGAGACGUGAAGCUGCACGAGUUAAGCUGGUUAAUGAGUGGAUGUUACUGGUACAACGCGAGAAUGAACGUUCGCGCUGUGCUGCUGUGCUUAUCCAAAAACAAUUACGAAGGUGGAUCCAGCAACGCAAGUAUCUCAUGGCUCAAGCUAGACGUAAGAAAUUUGCUAGACGGACUCGACUUGCAGAGAAAACUCGUAAAAUGGAGCAAUUGCAGCAGAAAAAUUCAGGAUGGCUGGGUGUGGACAAGAGAACGCUUGAAGCAGGGAGUUCGCCUACUCGAAUAAUAACACUACUGAAGCCAAACCAACUUAAGGAGUAUGAUAAUUCUAAAGGUAUUCAUAAGACUGAGGUGAAGGCAGCGAUAGUCAUUCGAUGUUGUUAUCGUCGAUAUCGCACAAGACGACGAGUCCAGUUGAAAAAGUGGAGGAAUGAAGCAUACAAAGUGGAUAUCCGUGUACUAAGGAGACACAAAGCAGCUACAGAGAUCCAGCGACGUAUUCGUGGUAUUCAUGGCAGAAAAAUCGCUCGACAGCGUCGCGCUGAGCGUCUUCUUCUGCGUUUCGUUCUCCAAUGGCAAUGGAGACGCCUUCAAAAGCGUCAACUUGCUGCACGUAGAAUUGGUCGCUGGUUCAAACACAAGAGAACAAAACGUCUUGCUAAACUUUGGCGUAUUGAAAAGCAAAAGCGACUGGCAGAUUCCACUCGAAUACAACAAUGGUAUCGUGUUCGCUGUUUGUUACCAUCACGGUUGAGGUGUGUUCUGCAGAUCGUCAGAAGACGGGACGAGACGCUGGUCUUCUGUGAUCAAAGCCUCCGACUGUGUAAACAACACAUGGCUGAUGAAUUCGUAGUCCAGUCGUUCAAUUCCAGUCUUGAAGACGCCUUACGUCCACUUCUAUCUAACACAUCACGGUCGCCUACCAGAUCGAAAACCUCACCAACAAAGCAAAAGGUGGCAAGUGGCAAGCACUACCCUAAUGUCGUGAAAUUCCCGCUUCUUCAAAUGAUGUUCUUGGUUGCAAGUGGUUGGAAAAUGCCAUUUGUAUGGCGCGAAUUGGAUGGGAAAACAUUGUUUCUAACCAAACUGGAACGUACUAAAGCUGUUUCGUUCUUUCGGUCGCUCACCAAGCACAGAAACCCAGUAGCUCAUCAGAUCCAACUAACUCCCGGUGUUGAAACUAAGUCUCCUACUCGUCGCAAAAAGCCUGCUAAAGGAUCACCAACCAAAGGAUCAAGAGGAGUGGAAACAUUCUCGUCCGUGGAUGUUGAUGUAGCAGUGGCAAGAGCCACUGGAGGAGCGAAAGGAGCUCUAGAUUUUGCGUCAUUCGUGCGGGUUAUAGGACAACUGGGUGAGAUCUCACUAGCCCAGAGUGCGUCUGGGUACUGGGGUCGAUUCGAUGGUACUGAAGCGUGUGUGUUGGCUUUAUCAUGGAAUUCUCUGCUGUCGCACUCGUCGAUGCAGCCUUUAACACUUCAGUUUGAAACCUUCGUCUCGGACGAAUUAUCUCGCCACGCCUUAUACCUUCAAAAACUUUUCGCUUGGCAGCAUUAUAAAUUACGGGGUAAAGUAAUUCUCGUUGAAAUGAGGCGUAGUCUACGCAAUCAGGAACUCUCUCGCGCUGCUGUGGUGAUUCAAACUCAGGCUCGAAAACUAUUAGCACGACGUGAACUACGACGCCGGAUGCAAGAAACGUACGAGAAAUUCUUGGAUCCAACGUGGGGCUUACCCUACUGGAUGAAUCCUCGCUCCGGUUACUCAACAUGGCAGAAGCCAAGAGUCUUGGGAGCUCAAGAUGUUCAAUAUGAACCUGUACCAUUUCCUCCUCCUGAACGCACGCUGAAAGCCCCUUGUAAUGGACGUAAAGACUGUGAACGAUGCGCUGAGUGGGUAUGCUACGACUGUGAUGAAUACUUCUGUCUUCAGUGCUUUACGGAGUAUCAUAAAGCUAAGGUUAUCCCCAAUACUACUGAACAUUCGAAGGAUAAUAGCCUUAAGAGUAUUGAGUCACCGAAUGAAAGUGAACAAGAUGAUGAUACGCAGUCAUCUAUCAAGCGUGAACAUGAGCUGGAGCGUCUUUUACUGUGUGGACUGUGUAAAUUCCAGCUCGCGUCACGCCGUUGUCUCGACUGUAUUCCAAACCCUAAAUCGAAACCAUCGGUAAACCCUAAUUCGUCAGAUUUCGGGAAGAAGCAGAAGGAGGCCAAAUCUAUUGAAGCUACCAACAACAGUGAUGAAGAGCAGCUUAGAAAUGAAUCAUUGUUCUGUGACGUGUGCUUCGGAUUCUUACAUCGUCGCGGUGGUCUUAAAACCCACCGCACGGAGCCUCUUCUUGAACUCUGCACAUCUUGUGUCCCUGACGAUGAAGACGACAAACGCACUGCCUUACAUCAGUCAGUUUUCAGCAUUAUUGGCGCUGGUGAUGCCGUUCAAUGGGAAUGUGAAGCGUGUGGAGAUUCUCCUCGUCGAGUGUGUGGGCGUUGUGCUCUUCAGUCCCAUCCAAAAGAAAGUUGUGGCGAACUUCGACCGGUGCCACUACAAACAUUGGGCCGACAACAGCGAACCAAGCGACUUCGUGAAGAGCAAGAAGCUCGAGAUCGUGCUGAUCUGGAUAAAAUGCGUGCUAGAGCCUUACGAGCUCGGCAAGAGCGGUGUGUUCGAAAGAUACAGACAUUUUGGUGCUCUCAAGCUCCAAUUCUUCGAGCGAGACGUCUUGCGGCUGCUCGACGCAAAUACAUUAGUGAACAAUGGCUGCGUCGCCAGGAAGAUGCUCGACUAGCGAAACGAAUAGCAUAUCGAGCAAAAAAUGCCUUUGGAAUGGCUUCGCCUCUGAAAUCUGAUACUCCAGUGGAGCGACGACUGCGUAGUUUACAUGUUUUGGCACGUCGACAAUUGUCCAUUCGUGCGAGGUUCUUUGGACUGCUUAUCGAAGAAUAUGCGACUGUGGGGGUUCCAUUGCCAGGAAUUGGUUUGCUCUAUCCAGGAUCGAAUGAAAUUUGGACUAGUGAAGACCUUCGGGGAUGGAUACGCAAUCGACAAACUAUAAGGUUUAAAAGGCUAACUACGCAACAAUCGCAGCCUGCAGAGAGAGCGCUGUGUGCAUGGAGACAACUGGAACAAUGGGGCAAAGAAGAAAGUGAACUCGAUGUAUCUGAUGAAAUAGAGAAGGGUAUAGAAAUUCAGUCUGAAACUACAGAUACGACGUGGCUGGCGGAGGUUCAUCCAAAACAAGCAAUUACUGAAAGUAUCAUUCCCUUAGCACUGCCGUAUGGCCCAGUGUUGCCCAAAAAGGAGCGACGGAAGGCAGAUGAAGAUGUGGUGGAGGAUGUACCGGUAGCAAUGUUUCUUGUGGAGUUCUCACUGGAUCCAAAGCGAACCGUGUGGAUUAAUCACUCGCUCGCUGAGCGAUUCUGGGAGUGGAAAAGGCUGAAGCUGCUGGCUCGAAGUGAGAGGGCAGCACAGCGCCAGCGAGCGAAGGAAUACGAGAAACAGCAGAAAGAGAAUGAGGAAAAGCGAAAGCAGGAGGACGAGAUGAAACGCGAGGACACGGCCAUUGUAGUUGACAUCCAAGAUCCAGUUCCGAGUGAUGAAGCUUACGGAGGCAUUGACCAAGCGUCAAAUGUUGCUGCUUUAGAGCAAACGUGGCCUGCACCAACUCAAACGUGGACGACGAAUGAAACGGUUAUGGAUCUUUACCACAACUACAAUUCCUACCCUUCAGCUAAUCCUUCCGAGACUACUGCUACUUGGACGGGAUACGAUGGGUACUCAACAGCAUAUCCAACUGGCUAUGACUAUGGGUAUGACUCUAGUUUAGUAGAGUCAUAUUCGCCUGCACUGGACGAAGGAGCAGUGGGUCUCGUUGAUAGUGGGAACUAUUACGCCAAUGGAGAAUACAUUGGUGGCGGUAACGAUGCGGACACUUCGAACUGGUACGGAACAGAGUACAGCACCUAUGACAUGUCCAACUACAGUCAAAUGCCAACCGACUAUGGCUACACGAAUGACAGUAACAACGGUGCAUAUUCAGCCUACGACUCUGCCGCGGGCUGUGCCGAGUCGCAACCAUCGGUCGACCCCAACGCCACUUGGUACGCGAAUGGGGGAGACUCCAACUAUAAUUCAACAGAUCAAUGGCAGCAAAACUACUACUCUCAAGCUCAAGAGCAGGAUCAAGCAUCGGAUAGUUAUCCCGGUGCAGCGAGCAGCUCUUCGUACGACGUCAACGGCUCUAACUACAGCAUCGAAAUGCCCUCAGCAGAUAGCUACUAUUAUCCUAACGGAGAAGAUCAGACAUACUCCACCCCGCAGUCCAGCAUUGCCACUCAAUGGGAGGAAGUGUUCGACCCCACCACGCAGCAGACAUACUAUGUCAACCGAGUGACCAACGAGACAGCAUGGUUGAUCCCACCGUAA
Messenger RNA from Phytophthora nicotianae INRA-310, 4512 nucleotides. RefSeq lists its product as hypothetical. The transcript has 2 exons. The coding region runs from base 1 to 4512 and encodes 1503 amino acids. Gene Ontology annotation, molecular function: protein binding. Gene Ontology annotation, biological process: mitotic cell cycle; establishment of meiotic spindle localization; spindle organization. The record is from RefSeq and is a predicted model, not a curated record. Gene Ontology annotation, cellular component: spindle pole. Lineage: Eukaryota; Oomycota; Peronosporomycetes; Peronosporales; Peronosporaceae.